CGCUCAUUCAAAUAAAUACUCAAAUGCUUCACACUCAAAUAAUUGUGCUCUUGUUUAAACACCACAAUAUAAUCAUUUAAAAUAGUCCGCGAACUUAAUAAAAUCCCAUUUAGCUUGAGAAAACUUUCGUGUUCUUUCAAGACACAAUCUUCACAAUCGUGGCAAAUGAAAAAAAUGCAUCACGAUGACAAACAACAGUCGAUGUCCUUCGCUUCAUUCACUCAGACAUGUCUGUUGUCCGUGUUAACUGCUGUCUGUAUACUGUGAAUGUAGGGAAAAAAUACAUGAGGUUAUCGUCACGGAAAGUUCAAACUGCUCUCGGUGUUUGUAUAACUGGGUGCCCACGGCAGAGCUGGAUUCGACUGUAUCCAUUAUUGAGCCAUACCACUGCACAACACAAAAACCUAUCGAAACAAUAAUUCAUAUCACUGGGCAUUCGUCCAAACGCUGUAGUGUUGAUCAUAACAAAUAAACAUUACAAACUUUAAUGAUAAUUGCGACUUCCUUUCACCUGCAGAAAGUUCAGACCGACAUAUGGUCGAAUAUAUUAACAUUUAGUUAUUCAAAUUAUAGUUGCCAACCUUGUAAGAAAUGAAGUCGACGACAAAGGGCUUCAAUACGAUAACAUUUAUGCCUGAGCUGAUUCUAAUUCUUUGUCCAUUCUAUCAUUGAUUAGAAGCCAAGCAAGAGCGUGAAACUGCGACAAUUACGUGUUUCGGGUAUGUAUUUUGAAACAAAACUGUAUUUUAAUAAAAUAUUCUGAAAAAUCCCCAAACAUCACAAACGAAUCAGCUUGUUCUGCAUAAGAAUAUGAUAAAGUAUUUUUUACCAGGCUUAGCGUCAUUACUGUUUCAAAGAUUCGUAUUUCUCGUUAACAUUGUCAUAAAUGUAAUGAGCGAAACAUUUCUUAAACGAUAUGAAAUAUUCAUUUAGCAAUUAUAUAUAUGUAUUCAUAUUUACGCAAAAACAAGUCAAAAAUUGAACCUUUUAUGGCCCUAGGAUAUGAUGUACAUUAAAAAUGAAUUAUCUAAAGUGUAAGCGGGUGGUCAUGAAAUACUAAAUACAAUAUAAUAUAAAACAUCUAUUAGUUGUGUAAGAAUUAGCCAACGUUUUCUAUUUAUGAACAUGAACGAGUAAAACCUUAAUUAAAACCAACUGAAGUGAUAUAAAUUAGCAAGACCUUUGUUUAGUGAUUCAUUACGUUUUCACGUCUCUUCAGAAGUGCACAAUAUUCCAGAUGGUAUUUGCAAAGAAUUACUAGCUGUUUCCCUUCACAUUAGAGCAGCGGAUUCAAGAUUUCUUUCUUGUCACCUACGUUGUAUCCAUGUUAACAUGAACAACAGCACAGCUUCAACUCCGUUACCACCCAACUAUGGCAAAGCAGCAUUGAAUGAACUUCUUCCUGUUGCCAUAGCAAUAACUCUGGCCAACGGACUGGUGUUCGCGUUAUUUUACAGAAGGAAAAGUCUUCGAACUUCAUCCAAUUACCUGUUGCUUGGUUUGGCGGUUUGCGACUUCCUUACAGGUGCAAUCAAUAUUCCAUACUUCAUUGUUUUCAGUUUCGAAGUUGUUCCGCAAGCCAUUCAGAAAGACUAUUCUUAUUGGCUGUACAUUCUGCAUACUCUGAUGUCCGUGUCAGCUGCUUAUCAUAUUCUCGUCAUAACGGCGGAAAAGUACUUGGCGAUUGUCAGGCCACUGAAACACUAUCUGGUAACCAAGAAAAUGGCGUUGAAAGUGUUGGCUGGGAUUUGGAUCACAUCUGCAUCCAUUGCUGUCAUUCCGUUACUUUGGAAAAACAGCCAGUCACGCGUUUAUUUCAUUGUCCAUUCUUCGGUUUGUCUUCUAGUAGUAUUUGUUCUCCCAUACGCAUUUAUGAUUUAUGCGUACAUAGUUAUGUUCAAAGCGAUUACCAGUAAAAGAAGACCAUCGUCAACUCACAGAGAUACGUCAAGGUUACACAAGAAAAGCAUCCAUGAUCAAAAGUGCAUUUUAGUUUUCGCAGUGAUGGCGGCGGUAUUUGCAUUUUGUUGGUUGCCCUAUUUCACCAUUGCGCUGCUACUUAACAUAGAGAUCCAUCUCAAGUCAAAUAUUUCUAAACCGACUUUAAAGACCACCAAAGUGCUUGCCUUCGUUCGAUACAUGACAUCCAUCAUUAAUCCUCUGCUUUAUACCUUUUUCAAGCGCGACUUUUGGCAGGCUCUACGAAAUCUUCCCGUCAAAAGCGGGUAUAUGUACAGAAGAACCUCGUCGACGUACUCGAGAAGUCGAUCGCUGCCGCAUGAUACAGUGACAAGAAAAAAGAAUUCUAUUGCCGACAAUUCCAUGCUAUCUCGGCUCUCGUGGACUGGAGAAACUACUUCAAGAGCAAACGAUAAACUGAAAACGAACACCGCAGAAGAACACAUGGUUUUCAUAUCUUCCGUGUAAGAGCACGAGAAACACGUUAGUGGUAGAAUGACCUUGCGUUACGCCGCUUUCGGUAUCAGCAAUCACAGAUUAUUUGUACACAAUAACUCUGCUUGCAAGUACUUAAAAAAAUUGUCUUGUUUCACGAAAAAAAAAGUUUAGUUUUGCAGUCUCUUGCGCAAAAUGUUCCGACUAAAAGUGUUCCGCUGAAGUUCUUUAAUAUUUGCGAAUAUUUUUUUUGUCCAGUUCAGUUAGUAUAGGUAAUCACAUGGUUUCGAGUUCAAUUUGAUUUGCACGAGUGAGGUUUUCAAAAACGGGCCGCUUCGGCAAGUGGAAUAUUCAGCUUUUUUAAAAACUCACAAGUGCUAAUUAAUUCC
This is a messenger RNA of Orbicella faveolata, 2783 nucleotides long. Its product is annotated as octopamine receptor beta-2R-like. Gene Ontology annotation, biological process: G protein-coupled receptor signaling pathway. Gene Ontology annotation, cellular component: plasma membrane. NCBI's taxonomy places the organism in Eukaryota, Metazoa, Cnidaria, Anthozoa, Scleractinia, Merulinidae. The record is from RefSeq and is a predicted model, not a curated record. Gene Ontology annotation, molecular function: G protein-coupled receptor activity.